CACUAGAGUGGACGAGCUCCUCUCAGAUACAACAUCUACGUCAUACUUUACUGGCAGUUUCUGAUUCGUUUCUCCCACGUUGUCACAAGCACAGUCGCGCAGUGAACCGUCACGUCGUUUUACCGACAGAGGCGGGCUCUCGGUUAAACCGAACCCUGUCGAACCGGGGCUGUUUGGUGUUGUUUUGAUCCAGGAUGGCGUUCAUGGAGCAGCGGCCGCAGCCGUUGUCCGGGAGGAAGCCGCCGCUGGACGACACCGUGCCGCUGAGCGCCGUGAUCGAGGCCAGCCAGAGUUUACAGGCGCACACGGAGUAUAUCAUUCGUGUCCAAAGGGGCGUUUCCACAGACAACAGUUGGACGGUCAUCCGGCGAUACAGCGACUUUGACAUGCUGAAUAAUAGUUUACUUAUUUCCGGCCUAAACCUGCCACUUCCUCCUAAGAAGCUGAUAGGAAACAUGGACCGAGAGUUUAUAGCCGAGCGUCAGAAGGGUCUUCAGGCCUAUCUGAACCACAUCACGCGUCACCAUGUCCUCUCCAGCUGUGAGCUGGUCAAAAAGUUCCUUGACACUAACAAUUACUCAGCAAACUACACAGAAAUAGCCUUACAGCAGGUGUCCAUGUUCUUCAGAUCCGAUCCAAAAUGGGAGGUUAUUGAGCCGUUAAAAGACAUUGGCUGGCGGUUGAGAAAGAGGUACUUCUUGGUCAAAGACAAAGAUCAGCCCAAAGAGAAACAAGUAUUAAGUUGGGUCGAUUUGGGUCCAGAUAAGUUCCUGUCCGACAAAGAUCUCCAGUCUGCGAUGAAGCUGCUUCCAACAUUUUCUCAUUCAAACAUCUCCGCCGUCAGUUUCGCCACUAGCAGUGAAUUGUCUGCACUAGUCAUUAGAGUUUUCAGUGAGAAAGGAACGCUUAGGGAUCACAUUUGCAAGGUGAAGCCCAAAGAACCCUUUCUUAAGAAGUACUGCAAUCCCAAAAAGAUCCAGGGUUUGGAGCUGCAGCAAAUCCGAACAUACGGAAGACAGAUUCUGGAGGCACUAAAAUUUCUCCAUGACAAGGGUUUUCCGUACGGGCAUCUUCAUGCAUCCAAUGUCCUGAUCGAGGAGAACACUUGUAAAUUGUUGGAUAUAGAGAAUUCAUUACUGGGACUGCCAUCAUAUUACCGACCCUAUGUAACGCAGUUCAGGAAAAUUAAUACAACAGAAAGCAUAGACAUCUACUCAUUUGGACACUUGCUUUAUGAAAUGACGUAUGGCCGCCCGCCUGAUGCCGUGCCUGUAGACCAGUAUCCUACGGCCCAGUUCCCAUCUGUAGUCUCUGUACUUCAGUCCAUCCUGUCCACAGAAGCUUGCAAAACAGGAAUGCCAACCGUUUCCCAACUACUACAAACACCGUUAUUCAAUGACGUGCUGCUGUUUAACUCGGAGAAACCCCAGUUUAAGAUCAGCUCCAAAUUAAAAGAGGCUCUGAAAUUGUCUAAAGAAUGCUUAGAGAGGCGUCUAGUGGAGGAACAGAGGACGAUCCACCAGCACAAGAGGUUGACGCGAGCGCAGUCGCACCACGGCUCAGAGGAGGAGAAGCGCAAGAGGAAGAUGUUGGCCAGAAAGAAAUCGAGACAGUCGACAUAUGAAAAUGAGGAGGAACUCUCUGUCAAAUACAAUAACAACUCUGGUUCUGGGGCGAGUUCACCUCCAACCUGCCCGUCCUCACCCACUCCUCUACCAGGAGCACCUCCAGCGCCUCCUCUUCCUCCCCCCGCUGCUCCUCCUCCUCCUCCUCCUCCUCCUCCUCCUCCUCCUCCUCCUGGGAGUGAACCCGUCCCUCCGUCCCUCUCACCUCCCGCUGCCAACGGCGUGGGCCGGGGUGCCCUCCUCAGCUCCAUACAAUCCUUCAACAAAGGCAAACUGAAAAAAUCAGAUACUGUCAACCACAACGGCCCACGUUUGUGAAAAAAAACCCGCUCAUCUUUGUUUUAGUGCAAUUCAUCCACUCAAAGUUUUUUAGCAACUUGCGUCUAACAGUGAAGAGUGACUGUUUGUAUCUGAACUUCUUCAAUGUUUGUUUUAUUCACAUUAAAUUCCAAUGGAGCCCUGCAUUUUUUUAAGCUGCUCAGUGUAACCUAAACAAUUCUGCUUGGACCAGCUGUCAUAUUUUUAAAAAAUGGACAUGCGCACUCAUUCGGGCGAAAAACUUGACCACCUACAUUUUAAAGUACUGAUUUCUGAAGACACAAGUUGGUGGAGAAUGCGGGCAGCACAUUUACUUUGAAUGGAAAUGUAAUUGGAUUUUACUAUUGGUUCAUAAAAUGAGUGAUGAGUUUGAUUCUGACAUUUGAAUUCCACUUUGAUUAUGGUUCAUUUUGGAAGGUUUGGGAUGAUGUUUUUAAGCAUUUGCCACAUUUACCAUUGUGCCUACAAAAGCUGAGAGCAUUCUUUGUUCUCUUUGUUUGUUUUUUUCCUGCGGAAAUAUUGAGCUACAUUGUUCUAAUUUUCUUUCAGAAGAAAGUAAUAUUCGUAUUCCUGUUCUGCAAGAUCACAAUCAACAUGUUGCACAAAUAGCAGCAUUUAAACGAUGCGUUUAUCAUUUAUGCCCCUUAACGACACAGUCGCUGUACCAGAAAAACAAUGGCUUUGAUUUACCACUGACAUGAUUAUAUAAUGGCCAUUGUUAUGUCACUUACGCCAUCUACUCCUAUUGGUUGUUUCAGUCUGGUGGUAAAUGGAAGAGCUUUCUUGUCUUGCACACAAUGAGGGAGAAAGUAACUUCUAUAAUUCAUGUUCAUCGCAGGGUCCUCUUGAAAACCAGAUUAAUUUGUAAUCUAGAACGAUGUACAAUACGAUGCGCAAUAGUUCAUCUUUUGCUCUUGUAACAGUAAACUCAUUUGUACAUAGAUUCAUACAGACACUGAAACCAUUAUAGCUAAAUAUCGUAAUGCAUAUUCCUAGCUUUGUUAUUACCGUGGGGGAAGAAUUUAAUAAUGUUUUCAUUUUUUGCUACAGCACUUUACCACUGAAUAUUUAGCAGUGGUCUUGAGAAGAAGAGAUGUUCUAAAGUUUACAAAGAGAUUUAUGAAUGUCCAAGAACAGAAGAGGAAUCAAUGUGUUUGGUAAUGAAGAAAUUUGCCACUAAUAUUUGCAUCUGUACAGUUGCCACAAACGUUGUUCAAAGCACUGGAGGUGAACAUCCUCAAAUUGUUGAAAAAAAAAAUAGUUUUCCCUGUUAUAAAAAAAAAACUUGUAUUGGCAAUAUUUUAAAAGAAUGGUCUUGUGCUUUUAGUUGUGAACAUUGAAGUAAAGACAAUGGAACAGA
Messenger RNA from Rhinichthys klamathensis goyatoka, 3303 nucleotides. RefSeq names its product PX domain containing serine/threonine kinase (gene pxk). Gene Ontology annotation, biological process: protein phosphorylation; endosome to lysosome transport; early endosome to late endosome transport. The transcript is spliced from 18 exons. Lineage: Eukaryota; Metazoa; Chordata; Actinopteri; Cypriniformes; Leuciscidae. The record is from RefSeq and is a predicted model, not a curated record. Gene Ontology annotation, molecular function: actin binding; protein kinase activity; phosphatidylinositol binding. Bases 195 to 1943 code for a protein of 582 amino acids. Gene Ontology annotation, cellular component: late endosome; early endosome; extrinsic component of endosome membrane.